Babesia ovata is the source of this 549-nucleotide messenger RNA. Its product is annotated as penicillin-binding 2, putative. The transcript has a single exon. Bases 1 to 549 code for a protein of 182 amino acids. NCBI's taxonomy places the organism in Eukaryota, Apicomplexa, Aconoidasida, Piroplasmida, Babesiidae. The record is from RefSeq and is a predicted model, not a curated record.
AUGUUCUCAAACCAAAACCUUGGUACGGAUGUCCGUCGUGAAGACAUCACGGAAGGUCUUACCCGCACCAACGAGACCACACUUCAGCCAGUAGAAGAAAGCCCUGACCUCACUCAUGUCCUCAGUAGGCCAUGGGAGACCAGAGUCCAAACCCUUCUUGGCAGCACGGAACGCUCUCAGAUAACCUGCAGAAAUGAACUUUGUAGUGACCAGAGUAACCAUGACACUGGUACCGAGAAUUGUCAUCGCCUUACCCGCACCACUACCAUCUCCAGAUUUACCGUUACCGUAAGCCAUAUUGCUGUAGGCACCACCGAAACCAGCCGUCUUCAGCAAACCACCGACGAGGAAGUAAACCACAGUGAGAACGAAGACCGCAGUUGGCUUCAUGUAGAUCAUGCUACCAAUGAAACUCUUGGGGUGAUGCAAGACGUAGAUGAACAACCAGAAGAGCACAAAGUAGGGAACAAAGAGGAACAGCGAAGCCUUGUAGAACUCGUUACCAUUUUCCGAAGUCCAUGGCAUACCCAACUUGCAGUAAUCCUUUAA